This is a messenger RNA of Mycena citricolor, 1167 nucleotides long. NCBI's taxonomy places the organism in Eukaryota, Fungi, Basidiomycota, Agaricomycetes, Agaricales, Mycenaceae. The record is from the annotation of a GenBank genome assembly.
AUGUCUCCCUCCCCUCCCACAACCCCACGCACCCAAUGCACCUAUGCUGUCAUCACGCCAACCAAGCGAGCCAUGGCUUCCAUCAUGCACGAUCGGUGUCGCAUGUCAUGGGCAAAGAUCUGUACCAAGUCCCCUUUUCACGAACUGAAGAUCAAGCCACGCGCUCUUGCUAAGAGCAUGAAGAAGGUUGCAGAGCACAACAAUGACUUUUACUUCAACGGCAAGAAGGGUGUAUGUGGGAGGAAGAGGACACUGUCAGAGGAGCAGAUCACGGAGGCCAUUGACAAGCUUGAUUCCGGAGAGCUGGUUGAUGGCGAGCAGGUGAAGCGCAUCCUCUUCCCCAAUGUCCCAUCUCGCACUGUGCGUCACAGUCACUACAGCAUUGCUCUUCCUAACCCUUCCAACUCACAGGUCCGGGACGCACUCACCAAAGCCGGUCUUCCUGGCUUCGCGCAACGACAGAAGCUGCCACUCACCGACAAGCAUCUCACCCAGCGCCAGCAAAUGUACGAGAAGAUCGAGGCUUGGACAGACCCAGAGUUCUUCAAGAUGGGUGUCAUGAUUCUCAGCGACGAGACGAAAAUCAUGCUGGGGUCAUUGGACGGUCGGCGCUGGUGUCAUCAUUGUCAGGGCAACGGUGUGAUGGAUCCUCACCGCGUCCAGAUUGAGGAACGACAUGGGAAAUUCAACUUCAAGAUCAACGUUUGGGGCGCCAUCCAUCCCAAGGGUGUCAGCGACCUUGUGCUUGUCAUUGACAACCUCACCGCUCCCCAAUAUGUCAACAUCCUGACCUGUGCCAUGAUCCCUGUCUACGAGCACUAUGAGAACCGCCAGCACGCAUUCCUGUAUUUCCAGCAGGACAACGACCCAAAACACACCUCGAAGCUUGCCAAGGUGCUCUUUCGUGACAACCAGAUCAAUGUCUUCCCAUGGCCCGCCAAGUCACCCAACAUGUCAACAAUCGAGAAUGCAUGGGCAGAGCUCAAGCAAUGCGCUUGUUCCCACCCCCGCUACAACCAAAUCCGGACCGCCGCCGAGCUUUUUGAGAUUGCACAGGAGGUGUGGAAGUCGGACUCCUUCAAGGAGUAUGUCAUUCAUUUGUAUGAAUCUUUCCCUCGCCGGCUGGUUCAGCUCAAGGAGAACAACUACUAUUGGAUCAACUACUAA